AUGGCCCUUCCAGCCUGGAACAUCCUCUGCGGCAAGACCGCUGCCAUUCGGUGGGCACAACCGGGUUUGGACGCGCCAUCGCCCUCGAAUACAUCCGACAAGGAUGUCGAGUCACUACGAAAACAGGGAGCAAGCGCUGGAGAAGUCCUUGAGAUAGUGGGCGAUGUGACGGACUUAAAGACGUCAACGGCACUGAUCGAUGAAGCAGUCAAGCGCUGGGGAAAGCUGGACGCUUUUGUCGCGAAUGCGGGUGUUUUCAGGCAGGCUGAGCUGUUCGAACUCGAGCCCGAUCUCCUCAACCACAGCCUUGAUGUGAAUGUGAAAGGCACCUUCUACUCGUGCCGGUCCGCCGCCCGCCAAAUGGUCAAGCGGGGCCACGGAGGCUCCAUCAUCGCCAUCUCCUCGGUGAGCGCGCUAGUUGGUGGUAGGCUACAGACGCCCUAUACUCCCACGAAGGCGGCAGUACUCUCACUCAUGCAAUCUAGGGCUAUCGCACUAGGGAAACACAAGAUCCGGUGCAACGCGCUGCUGCCCGGGACGAUCAUCACGCAACUGGCAGAUCACGAUAUAAAAGAUCCAGCGAAGAAGGCGUAUCUGGAAGCGAGGAUUCCGUUAGGGAGGGUUGGCGAGCCGGAAGGCAUGACAGGGCCAGCAGUGUUCUUGGCGAGCGAGGAGAUGAGCCGGUUCGUCAAUUGGAGUGGCCUGCUGGAGGAUGGGGGAAUGUUUUGUAACCUGCAGUAG
This is a messenger RNA of Aspergillus nidulans FGSC A4, 741 nucleotides long. Its product is annotated as SDR family NAD(P)-dependent oxidoreductase. The coding region runs from base 1 to 741 and encodes 246 amino acids. Gene Ontology annotation, molecular function: oxidoreductase activity. The record is from RefSeq and is a predicted model, not a curated record. The transcript is spliced from 3 exons. Lineage: Eukaryota; Fungi; Ascomycota; Eurotiomycetes; Eurotiales; Aspergillaceae.